Pomacea canaliculata is the source of this 1305-nucleotide messenger RNA. RefSeq names its product methyltransferase-like protein 24. The transcript has 7 exons. NCBI's taxonomy places the organism in Eukaryota, Metazoa, Mollusca, Gastropoda, Architaenioglossa, Ampullariidae. Bases 180 to 1022 code for a protein of 280 amino acids. The record is from RefSeq and is a predicted model, not a curated record.
CCUGCAAACCGUUAGCCUGAAGGUACACACUGUUGUGUUGUAUCAUGUACGUACACGCCAUCUUGUCGCACAUGGCGAUUUGCAGCAUAGCCUGUAAUUGAUACCUGUUUACAGGGCUAAUCGUCGGAGGUUUUCUCUGGACACUCCGGCUUCCUUCCCCACUGACCAAGCACGCGAAAAUGCCAAGGAAAAUGACCUUAUUUAUAUUGGUGUGCACUGUCGCAUUCUUCAUUUCCUGGUUUCUGUAUAUGCACAAGCACGUCAUCCCAAAGGUAUUGACGUGCCCUUCAUCUUUACGUCCUUCUCUUCCCACCAACGAGAUCAUUAGGAACAUGAAAGACGCUGAAUUGGAGGAACUGUACUACACCUACGUGGAAAACGAAGACGUGUUAUGCACCAACAGGAUUCGUCUGGGUAAGCCUGAAGAUGGCGGUUGGGAUGUCUGUGACGACAUAGAGCACCGUCCCCAAUCACCAUGUUUGGUGUAUUCGUUUGGGAUCAACCGCGACUUCAGUUUUGACGAUGCGGUCAGCGAUAAAUACCGGUGCGAGGUUCACUCUUUCGACCCGAGCAUGGGACAAAAUGAUCACAAGCACUCAGACCGGGUGUUUUUCCAUAAUCUUGGGAUAAGCGACCAAGACUUUGUCAACAGCAUAAACUGGACAAUGAGAACCCUGACGUCUAUCAAGAAGCAGCUACACCACACUAAGAUCAAUAUCCUCAAAAUGGACAUCGAGCAAGACGAGUUUAAGGCCCUGCCGAACAUCAUUGCAUCAGACGAGCUGAAGGAUGUCGAUCAGCUGCUCUUUGAAAUCCACUACAAUUCUCGCGAUGAGCAGGCGACGAUCAUAGACUUCAUGGCGCGAGGUCUGGAACUGCUCCGUGACCUGCGGAACCUUGGCUUCUAUGUUUUUCACUCUCACCCGAACGAACAUAAUUAUUUCAAGAGUAAGAUAUCUGGACGUCGACGUACGACCUGUCACGAACUGUACAUGCUGAAUGUUAAUCGAAACAGAAAGUAGUGUCCGGAAACUAUUUGGUAAAUAUUCUUCGGGAAAGAAGGCAGGAACGUGUAUAGAAGCAUUUUUUGUGUGCAGUAAUGCAUACAGGCACAAAACAUGUACAUAGCUUUGCACAUACACAUGAUAAUGGGACGAUCGCACUUCUAACAACCGAAACCUUUAUUGCUUUUACUGUAGUCGAGUUUGUCAACGUCUGUUUUCCUCAGGACUACACUUAAUUUUAUCAGUUAAAAACUUCUUGAUUGCUUUUGCUUUUCACCUAAUAAAAGUUCUUUAAUUUGAA